CAGCAGCAGCAGCAGGCAGCAUGGUUUCAGACUUUUGUUGAAGAGACCACGCCUCUGGUUUGCUGCAGCUCGGUGUGCAGUGUGACAGCGGCUUGCCUGAAUUUAUUUCAGUCGGGGACGAGAGAGAAAUCAGGAGGAAGGAAUAAGGCGGAUAUCGGUGCCCUCUCUCUCCCUCUCUCUCAUGCAGUUUUGAGACGCCCCCUCCCUGCACCUGUUCUGCUUCGUCUUGUCGCCGUCUCGCCGGAGUUGAGCCUCUUGCGAGUGAGCGGACGUCGCUUCUCAUUGUUAGAUAGACGUUGUUUUGAGCAUGACUUCGACGUACAACCUGGAUUUCCACCCUCUGGCCGAAAGUCGGUUAAUGACUUCGAGCGACACAAUCAACGGAAACGGCAGCAAGAUGAAUGGGUCGCUGGAGCACUUGGACCAGCCAGACCCAGACUCCAUCAAGAUGUUUGUGGGACAGAUCCCGCGCUCCUGGUCAGAAACAGAACUGAAAGAGCUUUUUGAGCCCUUCGGAGCUGUUCACCAGAUCAACAUCCUCCGUGAUCGCACCCAGAAUCCCCCUCAGAGCAAAGGAUGCUGUUUUGUAACUUUUUAUACAAGAAAAGCUGCACUGGAGGCCCAGAAUGCACUGCACAACAUAAAGACCUUAAGUGGGAUGCAUCAUCCUAUCCAGAUGAAACCUGCUGACAGUGAGAAAACAAGUGCGGUAGAAGACAGAAAACUCUUCAUUGGAAUGGUUUCAAAGAAAUAUGGAGAGAACGAGAUCAGAAUGAUGUUCUCCUCUUUCGGACAGAUCGAAGAGUGCCGAAUUCUCCGUGGACCAGAUGGUCAGAGCAGAGGCUGUGCGUUUGUCACAUUUGCUACCAGGGCAAUGGCACAGAAUGCAAUCAAAACCAUGCAUCACUCUCAGACUAUGGAGGGCUGUUCCUCACCUUUGGUGGUGAAGUUUGCUGACACACAGAGAGAUAAGGAGCAGCGGCGCCUGCAGCAGCAGCUUGUUCAGCAGAUUCAGCAGCUCAACAGCGCCUCCACCUGGGGAAACUUGGCCGGCCUGGGGACCCUCACGCCGCAGUACCUGGCUUUGCUCCAGCAGGCCACAUCUACAAGUAACCAAGGCAGUUUCAACAGCAUUCAAAGGCUAGGAGCAGGUGUGAAUCCCCUUCAGCUGCAGAACUUGGCCACAUUAGCUGCUGCUGCAGCUGCAGCUCAGAGUUCUGGCAGCCCGACUUCCACCAGCGCCCUGUCUGCAAGCAGUGGAGCCCUGGGAGCCCUGGCUAGUUCAGCCGGUUCAACAGCAGGGUCCAGUGCGGGUGCUGCCAUGAGCACUUUGGCAUCUCUGGGCACCCUGCAGGGUCUCACUGGGACCUCUAUGGGCCUCAAUCUCAAUGCUCUCACCAGCAGUGUUGGUGGUAUGGGGACGAUGAAUGGAGGCCUGGGAGCCUCCAUGGCCAAUGGGUCAGCAGCCAGCUCCAUGGAUGCUCUGACCCAGGCCUACUCAGGGAUGCAGCAGUACACAGCCUCCGCCCUGCCCUCCCUCUACGGCCAGUCUCUCCUUCAGCAGAGCAUUGCUGGCAGUCAGAAGGAAGUAGGGCCAGAGGGCGCCAACCUGUUCAUCUACCACCUGCCCCAGGAGUUUGGGGACCAGGAUCUUUUGCAGAUGUUCAUGCCUUUUGGAAAUGUGGUCUCUGCCAAAGUCUUCAUUGACAAACAGACCAAUCUGAGCAAGUGCUUUGGGUUCGUCAGCUAUGACAAUCCUGUGUCUGCGCAAGCUGCCAUUCAGGCCAUGAAUGGUUUCCAGAUUGGAAUGAAGAGGCUGAAGGUUCAGCUGAAGCGCUCCAAGAACGACAGCAAACCCUACUGAUCCUAGCCCUGGGCCCCCCCCCCCCUCCCCAGCUCUAAUGCUAGCACUGCUAGGAACAAAUCUCCAUGCCUGUUUGCUCAUCAUUAGCCUAGCAUGUCUUCAUGAUGUUGAAAGCCAAGCCAAACUCCUGGCCUCAUCAUCCCACCAUUGUCUGUGAUGUCUCUCUAAGCUCGCCUGACCAAUACCUGGCCACCCACUGACCCUUGACCUUAGCUCAACCUGAUUUUUCUGCAUGUAUAUCCUUUUUUUUUUUUUUUUUCUUGUUUGUUUUUUUCUGUAUAGAAAUGUGACAGGUGGGAGAGAGGUCAAGCAAAUCAAUGUGAAAAACUUACCUGCGUUGAAUUCAUUUAAGACGUUUUUUUUGUUUUGUUUUUGCAAAAUUUGUUUUUUUGCGAAUGUUUUAAAAACCUGUGGGAUUUCUUAUUUUUAGAAAUGUUUUUUUUUAUGUUGCUUUCUUUUUACCUCUCUCAGUAAAGUUCACUUGAAAGUUGAAUACAGGGAUUGGCACACAGCUGUGCUAUUUGGUGCCAUUAGCAAUAUGUUGGCUUCUUUAACAAAAAAAAAAACAUGCUAAAGACCACUUUUCAACACCUUUUUGAAAGUCUGACGAGUUAAACCCCUCUCAGUGCUCUGUAAUGAUCUCUACAUUUUGCCGGUAGUGUGAAGAUUUACACCAAGGCUAUUUAAAAUAUAUUUCCUUUUCAUUUACAAAAAUAUUCAGUGUAUUUACUUUUUUUUUUUGAACUAUUGAUGGCACAAUAAAAGGUACAUUUGCUCUGUUUGGAGAAAUGACUACCUACAUGAGUCAACUUUUUUAGAACUGAUUCACAAAUAGACAAUCUGUGGUUUAAAUGCACACUUAGAUUACCUAUAUUUUAUACCAUUGAAUCUAUAGAAGUUUAACUAACAGAACCCAGGCAAAACUUUGGGUUUUUUGUAGAUUAUGUUGUAAUGUCAUCUGUGUCGGGGGGUCUUCAGUGUACUACAUUUUUAAAGAGGACUAAAAAUCAGUUUGAUCAGCGUGACCAUUUGCGGGUAAUUUCUAGAAAAUUAAACACUUUAAGUCAAAAAUCCUCUGCAUUACUUGUAAUUUCAACUUCUGGGGGGAAAAGAUUAUUAUUUUUUUUUUUUUUCCAGGGUCACAAUAUGUAGAUUUCUCUUUCUUUUUCUCCUGCGUUUGAAGAAAAAUUUAGUGUUCAACUUCCACGGUACGUCUUGUUGACUUUGUGAAUUUCUCAUUAAUAAUUUAAUUAAUGGAUGUUUCACUUUGGUUUAGUUUGGAUGCCUCAUGUUGAAAGAUGGAUUUACUAUGUCUGUUAAUCAUACAGAUGCCAGACAAUGUCUUCUUGUUUUUAUUUUGUUAAAGUGCCCAUGUGUCAAACUGUUUUUGAAUUCACACAUUUUUGUCCUGUAAUAUUACCUAGUUUUCUUUACACACACACACACACACACACACACACACACACACACACACACACACACACACACACACACACACACACACACACACACACACACACACACACACACACACACUCUCACACUCUCUCUCUCUUUCUGUGAUUGCAAAUGUGGGAGCCCCUGAAGAAGAGAUCACUUGGACACAACACAUGGCCUGUGGGUCUCUGCACAUUUUAUAGACACACACUUGCUUUUUUUUCUUGUUUUUUGCUGAUCGUUCUUUUAAGUGACUUCCAGUAUCAUGUUUUAGUCGUACACAAUGCACAGCACAUUAAUACUACUAAAUCCACCACUAUAGUGUUGGUUUAUAAAUACAUUCCAUUUUUUCAGCACAAAGUUUACACUUUUUUUACCGGGGUGGUAUUUUGUCUUGUACUACAAGUUGUUGAGACAACCUUGGUAAAAUAACAACCACUUCCCCCCCCUCCCCCCAAAGAAGGGUUACCUAAAACUGCAUACCUGAUGGCGCUAAAGAGUUGUCAACUCAGGGGCUUUUUUGUGUGGAUACUCACACAGGAUUACAAUACAAAAUGCACAGUUGUCACCAUUUGACUUUUUUUUUUUUUUUUUUUUUUCCUUUUUUUUGGUUUGGAUUUUCUUCCUUUCUCAAAAUGCAUAAAUAUUCCUAAAUACAUAAAAUAAAUGGGUACCAAAUUAGAAACCGUGCUCGAGGGAAAGUGUUGUAGUUUUGUAAGGAAACGUUAAGCACAAUUGUGGGAGCUAAUCACUGUUACAGAAUUGGGGGGGGUGUGUGUGUGUGUGCGCUUAUAAUCCCCAAAUUUUCAAGGUACCACUGAUUUCACUUUUUAAUAUGGGCAUGUGCUUUUUACAGUGUGUUUUUUCUAUCCAAAUGCAAUACAAUAUUCAAAGUGCCAUAUAUACGUCUAGAAACUGCCUACACAUCCUUAUUAGGCCUUGGUUUAGAGAUUGCUGCAGUUCGCCUUUUUUGUCUAUUUAUGCCAGUGUCAUGAAAGCUCUUGUCCCCCUUCUCCUCAUCCUCUCCCCCACUCUGUGUGUUGAGUUAUUGGUAAAUGUGUAUUGUGAUGUACUCAAUUUGAACAGUUGAUUAAAAAAUUGUAGAUAAACAAUAAACUUCCCUAUACAUUUGAAGGUUAAACCUCUUUCUUAGUGAGUGUGAACACGUGUACUGUAACACUUUGCGAUACAAAUCACGAUUGGUGAUCGAAUGUGUUGAGGGAAUUUUGUUUGGAAUUGAAAAAAGUCAUAAAACAAGCUAAAACUCAAGUAAACAAACUUGGGAGCCAUGUUGAUAAGAUCUUAAAAUGAUAGAAUUGUGUGUCAAACACUGAAAUGAUUGCAGAUGUGCGGCGAUGUGUUGUAUGGUGAAGUGUUACUGUGAAUGAAUAAAAAAAGCACAAUGUACAGUCCACAGCGGUCCCAACAGGAACUUGACUCACUUCAGGGGCUUCCAUCACAAAUCUCAUCAAGCUCUUAACAAUCACUCUUUCUUCUGUUUUCAUAUUCUGAAGUGCUAUUUUUUUUUUUUGACAGUGUGGUAGCUUUGCAUCUCUAUAGAUAUUGUCUUGAUCCAAAAGAAGAGAGGAGGAGGAGGAAGAAAAAAAAAAACAUCUUGUGUUAUUUUCUUGUCUGAUAAUCGGUAGGACUUUGUUCAUGUUCCACCAAUAAUUUAAUAGAUGUUUUAUCUUGUCUUGAUGAAAGCCAAAGUGGGUGCAUCUUGAUGUGAUCUGUAUUAUACAUACAGUAGUUCUUCUGUUCAGUGAAAAUCAAUUUUUUUGAAACUGGGUGGGAUUUGAAAAAGAGAAAAAAAGACAUACACAGGCUUUCCAAUUUCUACAACUGGUUGUUCAUAUGUAUUUUGUACCAGUGAAGCUUUUUAUAUUGGAAAUUAAAGGAAAAAAAUCUAUAUUGGGAAAAAAAAUUGUCUGGCCUCUCAAUGUGGCCUUGCCUUGACCAGGUCUUGAGUUUGGCCUCUUGGUGGUGUCAAGCAAUUUUUUUUUUUUUGUUGUUUUGGUUUUUUGUCUCUAAAAAGAUGCCUGAUUUUGAAUUUACUUCGAUCUCUACAUGUUUCUUCACUCGUUAAUCAGUUUCAGUUUCGGGGGGGUUGGGAUCCUCUAACUCGUGGUAAGUUUCAUGUUAGUAUUUGUGCUGUCCACAUAGUUUAGUGGUCAUCAGGAUUUUGACAACUUGUGUGGAUAAUUGUCUUAGUUGAAGAGUUAACUGUUUAGUUUGAGCCUUGCUUUUUACCUGUGUAGAGUUUUCUGUUUUUCCCAUAGCGGCGUGUGUAGCCGAAAGACUCUGUGUUCUUUUUUUGGUCAAUGUUUGUUCAUGUGUGGUGUGUUUCUUUGCCUCUGUCUCCAAAUUAAACCAUUUCCCCUAA
Molecule: messenger RNA, 5684 nt
Organism: Micropterus dolomieu (smallmouth bass)
Lineage: Eukaryota; Metazoa; Chordata; Actinopteri; Centrarchiformes; Centrarchidae
Product: CUGBP Elav-like family member 2
Exons: 14
Coding region: 308-1864 (518 amino acids)
Biological process (GO): mRNA splice site recognition; regulation of alternative mRNA splicing, via spliceosome
Cellular component (GO): ribonucleoprotein complex; nucleus; cytoplasm
Molecular function (GO): mRNA 3'-UTR binding
Source: RefSeq, a predicted model, not a curated record